Messenger RNA from Lutzomyia longipalpis, 258 nucleotides. RefSeq lists its product as uncharacterized. Lineage: Eukaryota; Metazoa; Arthropoda; Insecta; Diptera; Psychodidae. Gene Ontology annotation, molecular function: protein binding. Bases 1 to 258 code for a protein of 85 amino acids. The record is from RefSeq and is a predicted model, not a curated record. The transcript is spliced from 4 exons.
AUGCAAGAGGUGACGUACUAUCGAUUUAGUAAUGACUUCAUAAUUAAAGACUUUGUGCCGAAGAAGACAUUAAAAAUCCUUUCAAAUUUGUACUCAAAAUGUACGCAUGUUGGUGAUUUAAGAACUUUAAAUCUUUUUAUGAACAAAAUUGAUUUUAUAGACGAAUCUGCCUUCGAAGGAUGUCCUAAUCUUGAGAAUAUCGACUUAUCUUACAAUAGAAUAGAAAACAAUCACUUAAUCUAUCGCAUAAUUUGCUAA